GGCCCCACCGUGGUACGUUUUGUUAGUCCGCGAGAAGAGUUUGUUUAAGAGAGAGGUUCGCGUUCGGUUCCGUUCGGUGUCGAUUAAUUCUAACUACACAUGUAUGAAGUCUAUUACUACACAGUUCGGUUUAAAUGUUUCAUCACUUCCCCUUCAAUUUAACGCGUUCAAAUCGGAUUAAAAGAAAAAGUUACACUUUUUGAAUGCACCUCGUUUACGUUUAAAGAUGUCUUCACUUCACUUUUUCUUUCUUACGUUCUGUUUUGCUGCUUUCUUCGCGAAAUCAUCAUUUGGUCAAUCUAAUUAUGCGGAUCAAGCGAAUAGCAUAGAAUACUCAAACAGUGGUUUGCCGGAAUACGCAACUUUAGAUGGAAAAGUGACGCAGUUAGAUGAAUUGAGUCCAAUAAUAGCUUUGAAUCGUACGAAAGCUGCGUUAAAUUGCGCCGACGGAACCAUGCAGAUUCAACUUAAGUUCGAUGAAGCAUUUCACGGCCUUGCUUACGCCGAUUUCGAUCGAAAUUCGGCGUGCCACGUGUUUGGGCAAGGUGAAAAAAGUUACUUAUUGGAGUUACCUUUAAAAGGUUGUGGAACGAAACAAAAUCCUCAACGUGUCUUCACGAAUAACAUCGUUGUAAGAUUUCAUAAAGCCUUAGAAAUGGAUGGGGAUGAAAUCAUUACUAUUGUUUGUAGAUAUCCACCACCUGUAGCACCAGCGCCUCCUGUAGCAAAUCCAAUUAGUGUAGAACAACCCCCGGUUCUGGCUGCGAUAGAACCCCCACUGGGUGGUUUUCAAAUUUUAUUAAUAAUCUGUGCGAUCCUCUUUUUAUCACUCCUUCUUUUGGGGUUGGGAUGUUCUUAUUACUGUCUUAGAAGACGAAACAUGACGGUGAUUAGACGCCAUCCCUUCUCAUCGAUUGGAACCGAAUCCGAAAUUACUAAGAUUUCGGGAAGUUCUUUGGGUAACCUGUCGUUGUUUGAGGGAGUUAAAAUCCCUCGAGCUCAUGCACCCGUUGUAACAACAAUAACCAGCUCGGGAAGCGAGGGGCCCUUAAUUAGCGAUACUCUUCCUUCAGAUUACCCAUCGGAGAGCCAUUCGGAACCCGAUGACGAACGUUCUCUGGCUGCAUCAUCAUCAGCUAGUUAUGAAAACAAAGUUUUCGUACACGAUGAACCAACAAUUUUCGAGCCGCCACCACCCCCACCGAAAAUGGAGCCGAAAUUCGACGUUGAAGUUAAAGUUAAACAACGACCAUCACCACCGUUGAGUUUAAAACUUUCGGAUGACACCGAAAGUAUGUUUAGCGAAAAGAAUCUUUCGGUGAUUAUGGAAGAAAAAGAAGAUAUUCCGAGGGAAACGCGGAAACACCACGUUCAAUUAGCGCCGAGUUUAUUAAAAAUUAAAAGAAAACAACUCGAAGAGACCCCAAGAAAAAAAUUGGAAGAGUUUGAAAACUUAGAAUCUUUAGAAAGCCAACACGAAGAAUUAGUUGAAGAACCAAUUUUAAUCGUGCACAAACCCGAAAUUACCUCGCAUGUCGUUGACGAUGUCUUUUUAAGAACGAUUACGGAGAAGAAAACCUUUGAAGACGUCGAAAGACAUAAACGAUUAGUCACCGAGUAUUUAACGAAACCUAAAGCUGUUGAAGAUUUAAAUUGGGAUGUACGCAUCAAAAAUUACGAAAUCGAACAAAAACAACCCCCGGAAUGGGAGAACUUUUCGGAUAUCUCCUCAGCUUCCGGUUUAACUUUAACACCUAAAUUCGAAAGAAGUCCUUUAUCUUUAGCGAAUAUCUCAACGAUUUACGACAACAAAUUACCGCUGAAUUCCCCAGAAUUAGUCGGAAACUUAACCCAUCAAGAUCAAAGAAUCAUUAAAGAAGAAUUUUAUUCUACAAAAAAAGAAGAGGAAGUUUUAAAAAUUUUACGAACUUAUGAUAUCCCGUUGAAUAACCCUGAAGUUCCUAAUUGGGAUGUUUUAAUCCGAAUUUUCGGGAUUCACCAUACCGAAGAAAGUCUGGAUACUUUCGAAAUCGAUGACGAUCUAAACGAAAUGGAUAAAUUUAAAUGGAAACAAAUCAUAACGAACGAAUCAACGUUAAAAACCCAACUAACUCAAGCUGUAAUUCGGGAGGAUUACGAAAAAAUCCGCUAUAAUUACCCGAAAGUUUACGAACCACAUAAAUGGGACGUUAUCAUUCGAGUUUUAACCCCACCGCAACAACCACCUCGCAAAUCAAAACGAUCCGAAACGAUCCGUCGCAAAUCUUUACCGACUUUAUACGAAAACGAAUCCGAAACAACAUCCGAACCGGGAAGAUCUUUAAUCCCAACAACAAUUUCGAUCCACAAACCCGACAUGGAUCUACGGUCUAUGUCGGAAACGAUCGUCGAUUUUGUCCAUCAUCCCGACAAUCAAUCGGAAGUUUCAUCCUCGUAUUUCCACACAUCGAGAUUUUACGAAGAAGAUCGACAUUCUUUACCGAGAUCUUUAAGCCAACCGAGUUUGGCUCGAUCUGCAAGCGAAUUCACUGAAAGGUGGAUUGCGCCAUCGAGAUAUGAUACGGCGAGUGAAUUUACAACGCCCGAAGGAACCCCGAAAAGUCAAAGAAGUUCGAAAAGCUCGAAAAUUGAAGCGAUGAGGAUGGGGAGAGGUGUUUCGGGAUCGGGGGUUGUGCCAAGAAGAGAAAUUAUCGCUGAGAAGGAGUUUAGAAGCGAGAUUAAAUCGAAAAUAGCGUUUAAAGGAGGUAAUAAAGAUUGGUUUAAUGAUAACGAUAGUGAUAAUGAUUAAAAAUAAAAUCAUUUUUAUACUGCCCUAUUUUUUACCAUAAUAAUUAGAUGUUUUUUGAUUUAAUUAAUAAUUAAUAAUCCUAUUUUAC
This is a messenger RNA of Onthophagus taurus, 2876 nucleotides long. RefSeq names its product zona pellucida domain protein papillote (gene pot). Lineage: Eukaryota; Metazoa; Arthropoda; Insecta; Coleoptera; Scarabaeidae. The record is from RefSeq and is a predicted model, not a curated record.